GGUCAAUGUCAGAGCACAGGAAAUGCUUGAAUGCAGACAAUCCCCUCUUAGCAUGAACCACACGUGUGUCUUUUGUUUUAAAAUGCAUCUUUCACUUCCCGGCUGUUCACUGUAUGAGCGAGUUUCUGUCUUGAGGCAGGGGGCGCAGUAAAGUCUCAGACAGAAGACAACUACAAGACUUAUCUCUGUCACACAGCUUCUGGCCGAGCCAUCCGACUGCUGGUUUAUCUGCUCCGACACACACCCUCUCACUGGGGAAGUGUCACUCCGCACCCCCCCUCCACCUCCUCAUUCCUGCUGACUCCCUGCUCUCCUCUCUCGCCUCCUCGUCGCCUCGCUCCUCUCUGGAUGCCAGUAGCUUCUAGUCAUGGAGCAGACAACAGUCACACACCAACCCAGGUUGUCGGUCACCAACGACUCAGCAUCAGCAGAUCAAGAGGAGGAAGUGGGGGGCUUCACCGCAGGAAGUGAAGAUGACUCGAGGUCAAAUGAUGUCCCUGCAGCGACGGACCCGGUACUCACGCAGCCCGGCCUCGGCGUCACCACGACAACCAUCACCACCAUCACACAGACGGGAGGAGGCUGGAGCACAGGCCUGUUUGACGUCUGCGGAGACAAGACGACAUGUAUUCUCGGGGCUCUGGUGCCGUGUUGUUUGGACCUGAGUUUAGCUCACCAGUAUGGCGAGUGUCUGUGCAUGCCUCUGCUACCAGGAUCCACUUUUGCCAUGCGAGUUGGGAUCAGGGAGCGGUACAAGAUACGGGGAAGUGUGUGUGAGGACUGGACCACAGUGUGUUGCUGUUAUCCUCUGGCUGUCUGUCAGAUGAUCAGAGAGAUGAAGCGGAGGAUGAAGACACAGACCUAUCAUGUGUCCACCGCCCUCGAAUCCUCCUGAAGAAACUCUACACAGUCAAUGAAGCCUGUCCUUUUACUAUGCAACUGAGACCGGCGAGGGCCAGCUGAGACCACUCGUACUGUAUGAAUAGCACAAAAAAAAAAUCAAUACUAUAACAUUUUAAAUGCCCCUGGAGAUACCUUGGACAAUGAGUCAAGCCCAUCCUACAACAUUUAAAGAAGACUGGAAAGGACACACUUUGAUUAAUAGCAUAAACGGCAAAAAGAAUCACAGCUGUAACGUCUCAAUCAGUGUGCAGGGCUUAAAACAGCCUUGGAGGUUGUUAUACUCUGACUGAAACCUGCAUUUAAACUGCUGUUGGACCGUUCUGGAGAAGAUAUUGUGCAGGUAACAAUAUUCUGCUCUCCUUGCAGAGGCAGAGACACAUCAACUCCCCGCAUUCUGAGACAGGAGAGAAGCAGGUGGCAAGGCGCAUGCUUAUUUGGUUUCAGUAGCUGUCACUGUCAGCAAACAGCACUAAACAUCUGGCACAACUCUCAGUCACACACCGGAAACUUUCAGAAAGCAGACAGCUUUUUAAAAUUCUGAAUAUGUUUAUAUGCAUGCAGCUUGUUCUAUCUCAACCCCAGAACAGGCAGUGCUCCAACUACUGAAACUGACGUAGCUUUUUUGAUCAUCUUCAUCAGGGUAUAACCAUAAUCUGAGCCAUUAAACCCAGUUUGUACAUGUUGUUGAACAUUUUGAUUCGUUGAGGCAUGAUUGCAUCAUUGGCAGAUUUCUGUAAAAGUCUGAAAUAACAUUUUCUUGGUCACCACUAGUAGCAUAGAGUAGGUUUUAAGUUGGCAGCAUAAUCAUUCUAAACGGGCCCCUUUGUAUUUCCUGUUGCAAUGAUUCUUAAUACAGUAGCUGACAGGAAACAAACAGGGGCCAAAGCUGUUUCUGUGGCAACAGAAUAGCAAUGAAAAGAUCCAUCUUUAUUUGAAACAUCAGUCUGAGAAACUUCUGCGGCCACUUUUGUUUGUGCCGCUCACAAAGAUAAAAACUUAAAAGCUGUCUGUCUGUGCUGUGGAUAUUCAGCGAAGCUCUCUGACUAUUCAUAGGGACAAUUUCUCCAGUAGAAAGUGGCACAAAUGAAGUGAAUGUGAUUUGGGUGAACCAGCCCUUUCAUUUUGUCUCGCACUCCAAAGGUCACCAGACGUUGUGUUCGGUCCCUCACAGACGCACGGGGAAGAUGAAGUGAUUAAACAUAAAACUUUCUAGACCUUGAGGCACACAUCGUGAAACGGGGACAUAACUCAACAUCAGGGACAAUAUCUAUAAAUCAGACUGUUAAAUCUCAUGUUCAGCAUCAUGUUUAAAUCCAAGCAAAGCCUGAGAGGCACAGAGAAGCCCAGUCAGCUGUGUUUGAUAUUAGCCGUCAUUUGGUUUUCAAAGGAUUUCGAGAGUUGUUUUAUUUAUUUGUGAGCCGGUCCUUUCAGUAUGCAGAACCACUUGUCUGAUUACCCGGCAAACAGGCUGCGGCAUAGCUCCGAUUACUGUCAACAGUUCAAGUACAGUCUGAUGAUAAUAAAAGGCCAUUUCCAUAUUUCUGAUAUUCUUUUAUCCUUCUGUUUCUUAGUUCACCUCAGGCGUUCAAUCUUAUUAUUAAUCCAGCCUUGAUUGCUGUGGUUCCCUGAACCCCCAAAUGCCAACCAGAGAGAGCGGAUGUGGAAAAUGUUAUUUCGACACAAAGUUGGUCGGGUCCUCAAAGGGCAAAUGUGUAAUUUGUUAACUCUCACUGAUGUGGGCCCCUACCUGCAGCUGCCUCAAAUGAAAUGGGGGAAAAGAGAAAGCUGGUUUGGUGUCGAGAGAUGUGAAUAAUAACAUUUAAUCAUAUUUUGCAUACUGUACAGUACACUGCACAUUUAAAGGACUUAAUCUGCCAAAUGAAAAUAAAUAUUUUUGAAUCAUUGCAACUCUGCAUAAGUUUAUCUCUUAUAUCGUUUUUUUUUUUUUUUUUUGAGUGCAUUGGAAGUCCUCUUCCUCAUAGUGUUGUGUCAUUCGCAAAUGAAUCGUUCAAAAGAACGAAUCUGUUGAGUGAACGUAAUGAACUGAAUCACUUCCAGAACAGAUUUGUUCAUUUCUCAGUUCAGUUGAGCUCAGCAGCGAGCGUGCAGGCCAGAGGUGGAACUGCCGAUUUGGUCCGUGCAAACGAUGAAUCACUCUCGAGUCGCGAGGCAGCCAGGGUGCAGGGAGGAACUGCCUACCGCAUGAUGAAUAACUCGGUGAACGAAUCACUCGGUGAACGAAUCACUCGGUGAACUACGUAACCCAGAUCCCUGUGUGAUUCAAAUCAUUUCUUCUUAGCGAUACACUUUCAUAGGGACCGUUUUCUCCAAGCUAACGGCUAAUGUAGCCAGGAGUCAAGCCACAUGAACACAAUCACACACCUCCCCAUUGUUUUAACAGACUUAGUUUCCAGAUAAACAAACUUAGAAUGCAGGGCAGACGCAGCAGCAGCUCAGCCGUGUAUCAGUUCAGUGAGUCGGACUAUGCAGUACACAGUCAGGGCUCCUCCCGCCAAGCACUGAACGAUUCGGUGAACGAAUCUUUUUAAUGAACUGAUUCUAGUGAUUCAGUAACAUCUAAAGAACUGCUUUGCCCAUCACUACUUCCUCAACCAACAGCGUGUUAUUCAAGUGAAGACAAAUAGAGUGUCAGAACGGCAGACUAAUGCUUCUUAUGUAAAGGUGA
This is a messenger RNA of Epinephelus moara (kelp grouper), 3589 nucleotides long. It is a transcript of the gene plac8l1, whose product is annotated as PLAC8 like 1. The transcript has 5 exons. The coding region runs from base 368 to 895 and encodes 175 amino acids. The record is from RefSeq and is a predicted model, not a curated record. Lineage: Eukaryota; Metazoa; Chordata; Actinopteri; Perciformes; Serranidae.